CUCCCCCCCCAGGCCCAGGUCCGGGCCUUCACCCGCUGCGUCCUGGAGCUGCUGGAGCUGUGGGGGAGGGGCUCGCUGCGGGCCCUGGAGGUGGUGCCCGUGCUGAGGGCCCUGCCCCACCCGGGGCUGCGGAAGCUUCUGGAGCUCGUGGAGCUGCGGGAUGCAUUCGUGGAGGCCCAGAUCCGGAAGCACGAGGAGUGCCCAUCCCCCCCCCGGGACACGGUGCUGGGGGCCCUGCGGGACCCCUCGCGGCCGGGCCCCCCCCUGAGCGCCCCCCGCCUGCACAUGGCGCUCGUGGACCUCUUCAUCGGCGGCACCGAGACCACGGCGGCCGCCCUGGCCUGGGCCAUCGCCUUCCUGCUGCACCGGCCCGAGGUACCGGCAACCGGGGCCAUCCGUGUCCUUCUGUGUCCAUCUGUGCCCCAUCCGUGUCCAUCCGUGUCCAUCCAUGUCCCAUCCGUGUCCAUCCGUGUCCAUCCGUGUUCCAUCAGUGGCCAUCCAUGUCCAUCCGUGUCCAUCCGUGUCCCAUCCGUGUCCAUCCGUGUCCAUCUGUGUCCAUCCGGGGCCAUCCGUGUCCAUCCGUGUUCCAUCAGUGGCCAUCCAUGUCCAUCCGUGUCCAUCCAUGUCCAUCCGUGUCCAUCCGUGUCCAUCCGUGUUCCAUCAGUGGCCAUCCAUGUCCAUCCGUGUCCAUCCGUGUCCCAUCCAUGUCGUGUCCAUCCGUGUCCAUCCGUGUCCAUCCGUGUCCAUCUGUGUCCAUCUGUGUCCAUCCGUGUCCCAUCCGUGUCCUUCUGUGUCCAUCCGGGGCCAUCCGUGUCCAUCCGUUCCAUGUCCAUGUCCAUCCGUCCAUGUCCAUCCGUGUCCAUGCCCAUCCAU
This is a messenger RNA of Pezoporus occidentalis (night parrot), 873 nucleotides long. Its product is annotated as steroid 21-hydroxylase-like. Lineage: Eukaryota; Metazoa; Chordata; Aves; Psittaciformes; Psittacidae. Gene Ontology annotation, biological process: progesterone metabolic process; hormone biosynthetic process. Gene Ontology annotation, molecular function: heme binding; steroid 17-alpha-monooxygenase activity; iron ion binding. The record is from RefSeq and is a predicted model, not a curated record.